CGCAAUAAUUCAAUAAAAGAUCUCUUUAAUUAAUGAUAUCGUCAAUUCUGAAUUAUUGCGCGCAUUAAAUUAAUUGCAUUGUUAAUAGUAUUAGUAAAUAAAAAUUUGCAAGCUUUAAACAAACUGCAUUUCUGACUGAAUGAAUUAUGUAUCUUGAUUAAAGAAUUGACCUUUUAAUAUGUAUUUACUUAUAAAAAAUAAAUGUUUAUAUCAUGUUUGUUAUACCAAACAUCGGAGAGGCGCGAGGUAUAUAUAUAUAUACAAGGUGUCCAGUGCGUUCAUUGUUUAUAAUAAUACUAACAACCAAGGCAUUUAUUCAUUAAUAAAACUGAUUGAAAAAUGCUUGUGUGUGUUGUCGGAAUUGUUUUGAUUUCCACGCGAGGCAGAUUUUCAUAAUAUGCUAAUUAUUUUUUUCACAUACGUGACAAUUUAAAAAUAUUGACGCACAUUGUAGACGGGAGUGUAAAUAUGUAUAUAUAAUGCGGUUCCUGUUUACUAUGUCAUGCUCGAACAACUGUCUACUUCGCAGUAAGGUUUUUUUUUUUUUUUUCGUUAGAUCUUUUUUGAACGCAUUUACAUCAUACUUAUAAUAUGAUUUGAUAAAAACCAACCAUCAGGUUAAAAUGUGCAGCUUUUUAUUCUUUUAUGAAAUAAUUGCAAAAUGUACAGAUAACGAUCACGGAGGAGCUAUCAAGUGAACGAUAAGGCUCCGAAUUCCUGGGUUGGUAUUAUCCAACUAAACAAAUAUCAUAAUAAAGCAAAGCUGUUAAAGCGAAGGACAUACUCGUGCAUUUACGCAAGGUUAGGUCGAUAGGGGUAUCCUUUCCUGCAGGGUGAUGGCAAAAAGAUGCAGCAAGGAGAGGGUGGGGAUAGUGUUGCUUGUCAUCGUCGUCCUUACCUGUAUCAUCAUACCGAUCGUCUACCUUAUCCACGAGCCCGAUAAACGAGAGGACGGGCCCAUUACAUCCCCCACACAACCCCCCGUGCCAGCUAUCCCGGCUGAACUUCACCAGCGAAUUGACUGUUUACCCGAGUCCCAGGGGAAAUUUGUUAAGCUCACUAAAGAAGAAUGCGAACGAAGGAAUUGUGUUUUUGUGCAAGAACAGUCAACUGCGAGUUGUGUGUAUCCCGCUAUUUCGGAUUACGGUUAUUCCGUUGUGCAGGAGUCGAUAACUUCGUCGAAGAACAUCACGUAUUUACGUAAAAGAGGGAAAAGUCCAUUCGGUGAUAGAAGUCCUGAUUUUCUGGAACCUGUUGUUGAAGUGGAAGAAAGAGGAGAUGAUCUGUUGAGAAUAAAGUUUGAUGACGCCAAAUCGAAACGAUAUAGCGUCCCUCUGAACAUCAACAUUCCACCACGGAGAGCUAGAGAACCCAAAUACGAAUUCAAGAUCGUGGACAAAGAAAAGUUUGCUUUCAAAUUGAUCAGGAAAUCCACCGGUACUGUAUUACUGGACACUUCAGUUGGUGGCCUGACUUUAACUAAUCAGUUCCUACAGUUUUCGACUCGGCUUCCCAGUACUAACGUGUAUGGAUUUGGAGAGAAUGUCCAUCAGUCCUUCAAGCACAACUUGAACAACCAACAGUGGCCAAUGUUCUCACGUGACCAAGGAACAAAAGGAAUUCACCAUUUUAAUCUAUACGGGGUCCACCCAUUCUACACGUGUGUUGAAGAAGAUGGGAAUACACAUGGAGUUUUGCUGCUCAACAGCAAUGCACAAGAUUAUGCAUUCACACCUCUUCCGAUGCUGACCUACCGAACUGUUGGCGGGGUUUUGGAUUUCUACAUCUUUUUAGGACCAACGCCUGAAAACGUCAUCCAACAGUACACAAAGGCUGUGGGGCGCCCGUUCCUGCCUCCGUAUUGGUCCCUUGGGUUCCAACUGUGUAGAUAUGGUUAUAACAAUUUACAGACUAUGAAGAAGGUGGUAGAGAGGACAAGAAACGCCAGUAUUCCUUUCGAUGUACAAUAUGCUGAUAUAGACCAUAUGGAGGAGCAAAAGGAUUUCACAAUCGACCAGGUCAAUUUUAAAGGACUCAAGGAGUAUUUUGACGAGUUACGGAGCCAAGGAAUGCGGACAAUUAUCAUACUGGACCCCGCCUUACUGAGCACAGACCCAUUGUACGAACCCUACAAAAAGCUGAGCGACGUGAAGGGCGCUGUGAUGUGGCGUGACGCUCCUGGAGACCAACGAUACAAGGAUCCAACAGGGGCGUUACUGGGAUACGUGUGGCCCAACGGACAAGCCGUGUUCCCAGACUUUUUCAAAACGGUAACUCAGGAAGUUUGGAAAGAGCUUAUAAAGGAUCAUCGGGAAAAUAGGCUGGUUAUGGACGGUUUAUGGAUUGAUAUGAACGAACCAGCUAAUUUUGGAACGAAUGAGGAAAAACCGUGGAAUUAUCCCCCAAACACCAAUCCUUGGAGUCUCCAUUGCCCAAACACACCACUUGAGGAUCCGCCCUAUCGAACCAAGGCAGCCUUUGUGCACGACCGGGCAGACAGUGAAAUACGUCUAUCGGAUAAAACGAUCUGUAUGACGUCACGACAAGGAAACGAAAAUGAACUGCUACAUUACAAUGUACAUAGCAUGUAUGGAUGGAGCCAGACUAAGCCCACCCUGGAUGCUAUCCGCGAGGCUACAGCUGAACGUGGUCUGGUGAUAACUCGGUCCACAUUUCCAGGAAGUGGCAGAUAUGGAGGUCACUGGUUAGGCGACAAUGACAGUUCCUGGUUGUCCAUGCGGAAUUCAAUCAUAGGGAUCUUGGAAUUCAAUUUGUUUGGAAUACCUUAUAUUGGUUCUGACAUCUGUGGCUUCUUUGAUAACACAACAGAAGAACUCUGUCUGAGAUGGAUGCAGCUUGGUGCCUUUUAUCCCUAUUCUCGAAACCACAACGGAUUGGGAAACAUUGAACAAGAUCCAGCAGCUCUGGGUGACAACGUGACAAAGGCCUCCCGCGAGGCGCUGGAGACACGUUACCGUCUGCUGCCUUACUUGUACACUUUGUUUUACUAUGCCCAUGUUCAAGGGCACACAGUAGUACGGCCUCUUCAUCACGAAUUUACAACCGAUGAAUAUACUUUGCAAAUCGACGAGCAAUUUCUAUGGGGAAGUUCCCUUCUCAUAUCGCCUAUAUUGUAUGAGAGUGCCCAAACAAUCACGUACUACCUACCAGUCGGAGUAUGGUACAACUACUAUACUGGAGAAGUGGCUCAGAGUACCGGUAAAAAUUUUACACAAGAUGUUCAACUAGAUUCCAAAAUUCUGUUAAGUGUAAGGGGUGGAUCUAUAAUUCCUCAACAGGCGCCAUCAACGACAACUGCAGAAAGCCGAAAAAACCCUCUUUCGUUAUUGGUUGCACUGGAUGGAGAUGGAAAAGCUCGUGGAAAUUUGUUUUGGGACGACGGGGUCUCCAUAGAUACUGUUGAGAACGGAAAGUUUUUGCUUGCCUCAAUGACUGUUGAACAGUCCGAGUUGACAUUUAAGUUCGAAAACUGGAGGACUGACGUGUUAAAAGAAGACCUAUUCAUUGACGAAAUAGAAAUCUGGGGAGUACAAGAAAAUGUAACUUUAGUUCUGAAGGACAGCACGGAACAGAUAACCAGUUUCACACAGAAGGGACACGUUCUCACCUUAACAAACUUGUCUCACCCGCUGUCAGAGGAAAUGAGCAUCAAAUGGAUGGGUGGGGACAUAGCUGAUCUUCAAAGAAUUGACUGUUUUCCGGAACGUCUAGGAAAGUAUGAAACCUUGACUAAAGAGAAAUGUGAACUAAGAAACUGCAUAUAUAACUCUACCAGGUCAGAAGCACCAGAUUGUCAUUUUCCCAUGACGGAAUAUGGAUAUAGUGUUUCGGGGGCUGUAACAAACACGCAGAAUGGAUGGCGUGUACCCUUGAAAUGGAAAGGAAAAUCACCUUUUGGAGCCCCCAUAAUCGAUCUCGUCUUCGAGAUAGAAAGUUACGGAGAUGCAGUGUUCCGGUUUAAGUUUGAUGUACCAUCGAAAAACAGAUAUACCGUUCCCUUAGAAAUGGAGAUUUCCCCUCAUCAACACGGUCUAGAACCAAGAUACGAAUUAAGGAUUACAAAUAAUGAAACAUUCUCUUUUCAAAUCAUCCGACGAAGUUCCCGCACUAUCAUUUGGGAUACAAGUGUUGGUGGCUUAACAUUUGAGAAUCAGUUCCUCCAAAUCGCCACAAAACUGCCCUCACGGAACGUGUACGGUUUUGGAGAAAAUGUACAUGGGAAAUUUCGUCAUGAUGUGAACUGGAAACAGUGGCCUAUGUUCGCAAGGGACGAGGGAACCGGGAAUCAGAAUUUUAAUAACCACUAUGGAGUUCAUCCAUUCUACAUGUGUAUGGAGGAGGAUGGGCAAUCUCACGGAGUUUUAUUGCUAAACAGUAACGCACAAGAUUAUGCCUUCACGCCACUUCCGAUGUUGAUCUACAGAACAAUCGGGGGAAUUUUGGAUUUUUAUGUUUUCAUGGGACCGGAGCCGGAAAAUGUAGUUCAACAGUACCACACGGCUAUUGGAAGGCCAUAUUUGCCGCCAUAUUGGUCACUGGGUUUCCAACUGUGUCGCUAUGGUUACAAUACGAUAGAGAAAAUGCAAGAGGCAGUGGACAGGACAAAAACUGCAAACAUACCACAUGACGUUCAGUAUGCGGACAUCGAUCAUAUGUAUAAGCAAAUGGACUUCACGAUAGACCACGAUCGAUUUCCCGGUCUGAAUGAUUACUUCAAAGGACUUCAGGAGAGGGGGAUGAAGACAAUUAUUAUUUUGGAUCCUACGCUGAUCAGCAAUGUUUCAGGUUAUCAACCAUACCAGAAAAUCAAAGAGGUCAAAGGAAGCGUAAUGUGGCCGAAAAAUUAUUCCGCACCCUCCGACAGCAGUGAUGCAGGAGCACUUUUGGGUUACGUAUGGCCAGAAGGGAAAGUAAUCUUUCCAGAUUUCUUUAAAAAUGAAACAAAGCAGGUAUGGGAAGAACUCAUCAAGAACCAUCACAACAAUCUGACUUUUGACGGUCUUUGGAUCGACAUGAACGAGCCAGCCAACUUUGGAACCAAUUUAGAAAAACCUUGGAAUUGGCCAGAUGGGGCUUUACCGUAUUGGAGUCUAAAAUGCAAUGAGAGUGAAUCAUUAGAGGAUCCUCCAUAUAGGACUAUGGCGGCUUUUGUCUACGAUAAAGAAGAUAAGAAAAUACUUAUAUCAGAUAAAACUAUAUGUAUGGUAGCGAAACAGGGAAACAAUGAAGAGUACAACCACUAUGAUGUUCACAGUUUGUAUGGCUGGAGUCAAACAGAAACAACUCUGAGGGGUCUCAGACAAGCUACGAACAAAAGAGGAAUAGUUAUAUCGCGUUCUACGUUCCCCGGAAGUGGAAAAUAUGCAGGUCAUUGGCUUGGCGACAAUUCCGCAGUGUGGCCAGACGUCCAUUUGUCCAUUAUCGGUAGUUUGGAAUUUAAUUUGUUUGGAAUACCGUACAUUGGAGCGGACAUUUGUGGGUUUUUUGGAAAUACUUCCCCACAGCUAUGUAAAAGAUGGAUGCAACUAGGGGCAUUUUAUACAUUUAGCAGAAAUCAUAAUGGGAUAGGUAAUAAACCUCAAGACCCAGCCUAUUUUGGAGAAGACGUCGCGGAAGCGUCACGCGUAGCGUUAGAAACCCGAUAUUCCCUUCUUCCCUACUUAUAUACCUUGUUUUAUAAGUCGCAUAUCAAAGGUGGGACGGUCAUGAGGCCUCUUCAUCACGAAUUUCCGAGAGACAAAAUUACAUACGACAUAGAUUCACAGUUUCUCUGGGGUCCAGCGCUUCUGAUAUCUCCUAUUCUCUAUGAAAAUCAAACGACUUUGUCAUUCUACUUGCCAUCCGGUCAUUGGUACGACUUUUACACCGGCAAACAUUAUUCGGGAGGGCAAAGACUCAUUCAGGAGGUCGAUGAAGACUCCAAGAUACAUCUUCACGUGAGAGGUGGACAUAUCAUUCCACAGCAAGAUUCGGCUCUGACGACCACCGAAAGUCGUCAGAAACCAUUCACGCUGCUGGUGGCUCUGGACGACGAUGGGAGACGUCAAACGGCAAAUGGCGAACUUUUCUGGGACGACGGAGAAAGCAUUGACACCUUGAAGAAUUCCAAAUAUUUCUAUUCAAAAUUUCAAUUCAGUAACGCUGUUUUAAGUAUGACCACUCAAAAGAAGAAUGAUUCACUUACACAAAAUUUAUUAGUAAACACUGUAGUUAUUUUGGGAUUAUCGAACAGGAUUAGAUAUGCUUACAUUCAAGGUAACGAUUCAGCCAUUAACAUUGAAGGUGACUCAAAGAAAACUAUUAAAAACCUGCAGAUUUCUCUUCGAGAAGAUUUUGCUAUCGAAUUUAGAGAGGAACUCAAACCGGAAGAGGAUGAAGCGUCACGAGUGGAUUGCUUGCCAGACAUCACUGAUGAUGAAAAUCAGAACAAGUUAAUGUGUGAAAAUAGGGGCUGCAUAUGGCAAAAAGCAGAAAAUAAAAACUCUGUACCAGCAUGUUUUGUAGAUAAUUCUAAGUAUGGAUACUCAUUUGUAAACGAAUCGCAUUAUACCGGUAGUAAUAACACAGUUUACCUUCAGUGGAGGAAUCGGUCAUCAAUGUUUGGAGGCGAUUUACAUAACAUUAGACUGAGUAUUCAGGAAAUAUCUGAAAACAUUGUGCGAUUAAAGUUCGAUGACCCAGUAUCCAAAAGAUAUGAAGUACCUGUUCCUUUAAAUACAAACAUUAGACCAUCUAUAGUAGAUCAAAAAUAUGAAGUAGAGUAUACCAAUGAUAAUAGUUCUAUUUUUCACUUUAAAGUUAAAAGAAAGGAUACAAAAAAGACAAUUUUUGACACGUCUCUUGGAGGUUUCACGUUUGCAAACCAGUUUCUCCAAGUAUCCACAAUUCUUCCCUCUACCUACGUGUAUGGUUUUGGUGAAAAUCGCCACUUCACAUUCAAACACGAUAUGAACUUCAAAAGAUGGCCUAUGUUCUCCCGUGAUAAUGGUGUGAAUUGGGGGGAUUAUGCAAACCUGUAUGGGGUUCAUCCAUUUUACAUGUGUGUUGAAGACGACCAAGGAAAUUCUAACGGAGUACUUCUGCUGAACAGUAACGCCAUGGAAGUUGUAUUUAGUCCUCGUCCAUCGCUGACCUACAGAACAGUUGGCGGGAUUCUUGACUUUUAUGUAUUUAUGGGUCCAACUCCAGAGAAUGUUAUUCAGCAGUACACAGAACUAAUAGGACGACCAUACCUACCGCCAUAUUGGGCACUAGGUUUUCAAUUAAGUCGAUAUGGAUAUAACAAUUUAGACAAUCUGAAGGCAGCUACCAAAAGGAUGACCGAUAAUAAAAUUCCUCUUGAUAUACAAUAUGCAGAUAUAGACCAUAUGGAUGAACGGAAGGAUUUUACAAUUGAUGAAGUGAAUUUCAAAAAUCUUUCAGGAUAUGUAAAAGAGUUGCAAGCUCAAAACAUACAUUUUAUUAUAAUACUUGAUCCAGCGCUCAUAAGUAACGAAACCAGUUAUGCACCUUAUGAACAAGGAAAAGUACAGAACGUAUUUAUCAAGUGGCCACAUUUUAACGAUUCGCGAAAUGGAACGGAUAUGCUGGGAUAUGUGUGGCCUAAAGGUAAAACUGUUUUUCCAGAUUUUCUUAAGAACACUACACGAGAAUAUUGGAAAAAGUUGAUAGUAGAGCACUAUCGUAAAUUACCCUUCGAUGGUUUAUGGAUAGACAUGAACGAGCCAGCAAACUUUGGAACUAAUGAGGAAAGGCCAUUCAACUGGCCUGAAAAUGUUAAACCGUACUGGUCACUAAAAUGUCCCACUUCGGCAUUAGACGAUCCGCCUUAUAAACCAAGAGGUGUGUAUGGACCCCGCUUGUCGGAUAAAACGUUGUGCAUGGUAGCUUUACAAAAUGAUGGCGAAUUCAACCAUUAUGACGUUCACAGUUUAUACGGCUGGAGUGAAACGGAACCAACUCUAUACGGACUCCGCGAAGCUACGAAAUCAAACAAAAGAGGAAUCGUUAUAUCGCGGUCUACUUAUCCAUCCAGUGGAAAAUACGCUGGUCACUGGCUGGGGGAUAAUGACAGCAGAUGGCCAGAUGUCCACGAUUCGGUUAUUGGAAUACUGGAAUUUAACCUCUUUGGAAUACCAUAUAUUGGGUCUGACAUCUGUGGGUUUUUUGGGCAUCCUUCUGCAGAACUCUGUGAAAGAUGGAUGCAGCUUGGCGCAUUUUACACAUUUUCCAGAAAUCAUAAUACAAUUAAUAUGAAAGAUCAAGAUCCUGCCAUAUUUGGUCCAGCAAAUGCCGAUUCCGCAAGAAGAGUUUUAAACUUGAGAUAUUCACUUCUGCCCUAUCUGUAUACUCUGUUUUACGAUGUGCAUACCAAGGGUGGUACCGUCAUUCGAUCUCUAAUGCAGAAUUUCCCCGAAGAUUUAAAAUCACGUAGAAUCGACACCCAGUUCAUGUGGGGAUCGGCAAUAAUGAUAUCCCCUGUCCUUAGUACAGGUAAGAUCGAGGUGGAGGUCUAUUUUCCAGAAGGUCGAUGGUUCGACUUUAAAACCGGUGAACUUGUAAGUCAACACGGUAAAGAAACGCUUACUAUGUCCGCCCCACGAGAUGAAAUUCCCGUCUUUGUGCGCGGGGGCAGCAUCCUUCCAACACAGCAACCGAGCGUUAACACAAUAGUCAGCAGGAAAAACCCAAUGGAAAUAGUCGUAGUCCUAGACAAAAACGAAAAAGCGGAGGGGUCGCUUUUCCUGGAUGACGGAGAGUCCAUAGAUACCGUUGAAAACAACAACAUUUAUCUGUCUACGUUUCGCUUCAAUGGGACACAUUUCGCGAUGAGAAUUCUCCAUCAUAACGAGACAAGUUAUGAUGAUAUAAACAUAAAGAGUAUCAGUAUAUAUGGAGUGAACCGUGAAAUAACUAGUGUGAAAAUAAACAAUACAAGUAUGUCAUUUGAAGCGAGGAAACCACAUAACACAUUGCAUAUCAUGAACUUAACAAAUACAUUGAAAUAUGACAUAGAUGUUUACAUAUCAUAAUGUAUACAUUUCCAAUAAUAGCAUCACAUAAACAUGUAUUAUUUUCAUGAUUCAAGGACAUAAGAAUGCUUGUAUACAACGUGUACUUGUUCCUCCGGUAUGGAAUAUGUUAAUCCGCUAGUGCAAUAUGUUGGCUAUGAAUUGAUCAAUGUUUGCUUUUUUAUGUGUUUCUGUGUAGCAUGUUCAGUACAUUUGUUUUGUGUGUAUUUUAUACUCGGAAUUAAUUAGAGUGAUAGUUAUCCCGCAAAUGCAAACAUCAUGAAGAGUUUUAGUGAAAUGCAAAGCUGACGAAAACACUCCUGGAAAAAAUUAUACAUUUUCGUAUAUAGAUUUUUCAAAGUUCAAUAAAUAAAAGGGAUAACUCACUUCAAGUAGGUUUUGUUUUCAACGUGCGUGAAAAAUGCUUGGGUUCGUCUCAAAAUUGAAAGUUCGUCAAAAUUGGGUCCAUUUCAUCAGUUUGAAAGAAUAAAUAUAUCGUAAUACUUUCAAACUUUAUUUAGCUUUGCUUAUAUAUUCAUACUAAGGAUUUAUUUGUAUCGAGCAAUAGCUAACACACAACUUCCAUUGGAAUUAUUUUGAAUGUAUAUCAUACUUUAAUCAUGCAUGUAUUACCAAAUAAAUGUAAUAAUUCGUA
Messenger RNA from Ostrea edulis (European flat oyster), 9687 nucleotides. RefSeq names its product maltase-glucoamylase-like. Gene Ontology annotation, biological process: carbohydrate metabolic process. The record is from RefSeq and is a predicted model, not a curated record. The transcript has 31 exons. Bases 837 to 9053 code for a protein of 2738 amino acids. Lineage: Eukaryota; Metazoa; Mollusca; Bivalvia; Ostreida; Ostreidae. Gene Ontology annotation, molecular function: alpha-1,4-glucosidase activity; carbohydrate binding.